UGCUCAUUGCGAAUAGCAAUAUCUCCUCUUUGUGUUUCUAUAAAUAUAAAAAUGAAUAUCAGUUUGUUUAUAUUAUUGUGUUUGGUGCAAUUUUCUGUUCAGAAGUCAACGCCUGCAGAUGACAGCUAUAUUGCAGCAGUUGUCGAGUACCAAGUACAAUCUGAUGAAGCGGCUAUUCUGCAAAACUAUUUACGACUAAUAGAAGACGCCGGCAAACAGAAUGCUGACAUUAUUGUGUUCCCUGAGAUGACCCUGACCAGAGGGAAAAGUGUCGUGGUACCGAUCUACGGCUUGCUGAAAGAACAUCCCAUACCUGCUUCGAAUCCAGAACUCUUUGACGAGAUUUUAGUCUCCAUUUCUGCAUCUGCGAUUAAGAGUCAAAUAUAUGUGGUUAUUAACGUACAAGAGCUGAUGGAUUGCCGGAACGCGGGGUCACCUGGGGAGACCUGCCCCGAACAAAAACAGUACCGUUUUAAUACCAAUGUGGUAUUCAACAGGAAUGGGGCGGUCAUUGACAGAUAUCGUAAAAUCAACCUGUUCGGAGAGCUUUCUAAGACGCCGGCCUUAGUUCCAGACUUGGGAAUGUUCACAACGGACUUCGGUGUGACUUUUGGUCAUUUUAUCUGUUUCGAUUUGAUGUUUCAAGUUCCAGCUAUCCAAGUAGUCCAGAAGUACAACAUUACUGAUGUCAUCUUUCCCACUAUGUGGUUUUCUGAAAUGCCUUAUUUGACCGCCGUGGAGAUCCAACAGGCGUAUGCCCACACAAUGAAUGUAAAUUUCCUUACUGCAGGAGCUAACAACGUCAAAGUAGGAAGUACAGGUUCUGGAAUAUUCUCAGGAAAAGCCGGCGCGUUAGUAAGCCUAAUGACUGGUGUGCCAAUUACGAAGCUACUCUUCGCUAAAGUUCCCAAAGUGCCUGGACAAGUCACUGGUACAUAUCCGGGUCCAAUUUACGAUGAUCCUGUAGACCAAGAUAACUUGUUUCUAAAAACUGAUCCCUCCUUGCUGUCCCAUGUGAGCAGAUUAUUGAAAACAGGGUUUGAAGAGUUUACACUUGUCGACAAAGAUGUAUACUGUCAGUUUCGAGUACGUUUAAGUGAACGAAAUGGAGAAAUGGCGCCAUUUUAUCGUGCCUUUGCUCAUGACAGUUUUAAUGUCUAUGCGAGACGUCAAAUGGGCACUGCAGGGUGCUCUAUAGUUUCUUGCAAGAAUGAGGAUUUAAAUAGCUGUUAUUACAGGUUCAACCACAGUGAAGUUUAUACUGAAAUCGAGGAGCUGGAAAUCAAGAUGACGUCACGGCGCGUUCACUACAACACUUCUCUGAAAUGCGACGAUAUAGAAUACUAUCCUAUGUCGUUUACAAACAACAAGUUUCCUUUAAACCCCCAGAAUUAUACUUUCGAAAAUGAAAACAGGAAUUUUGACGAAUUAGUUAAUAAUGAAAUUAUGAAAAGGAAUGGUCAACAAUGUAUGAUGUUUAAAUUGAAUACUCCGCAAACUGAUUUGCUUUCGUUUGGAAUUUUCGGUAGAAUUUAUAGUAAAGAUGGUACAAAAUUAAUAACUGAAAGUACUGAACAUGCAGAUAUUGAUAAUUUAUUGGGAAUCAACUGAGACGACGAAUAUCAUAAAUGUAUAGUUUCAUAAGUACAAUUUAUUUGUUU
Messenger RNA from Bicyclus anynana (squinting bush brown), 1661 nucleotides. Its product is annotated as vanin-like protein 1. NCBI's taxonomy places the organism in Eukaryota, Metazoa, Arthropoda, Insecta, Lepidoptera, Nymphalidae. The coding region runs from base 52 to 1611 and encodes 519 amino acids. The record is from RefSeq and is a predicted model, not a curated record. The transcript has 10 exons.